Messenger RNA from Neoarius graeffei (lesser salmon catfish), 2907 nucleotides. Its product is annotated as serine-rich adhesin for platelets-like. The transcript has 2 exons. Bases 1 to 1611 code for a protein of 536 amino acids. The record is from RefSeq and is a predicted model, not a curated record. Lineage: Eukaryota; Metazoa; Chordata; Actinopteri; Siluriformes; Ariidae.
AUGACGUACUUCCGCGAGCGCGCGCCUCUCUCUCUCUCAACCUCUUUGUCUGUGUGUGUCUCUCGCUCUCUGUCUCUCUCUCCCAACCUCUUUGUGUGUCUCUCGCUGUCUCUCUCUCAACCUUUUUGUGUCUCUCUCUCUGUCUCUCUCUCAACCUCUGUGUGUCUCUCUCUGUCUCUCUCAACCUCUGUGUGUCUCUCUCUCUCAACCUGUGUGUGUGUGUCUCUCUCUGUCUCUCUCUCUCAACCUCUGUGUGUGUGUCUCUCUCUCUGUCUCUCUCUCUCAACCUCUGUGUGUGUCUCUCUCUCUGUCUCUCUCUCUCAACCUCUGUGUCUCUCUCCCAACCUUUGUGUGUGUCUCUCUGUCUCUCUCUCUCUCUCUCUCUGUCUCUCUCCCAACCUUUGUGUGUCUCUCUGUCUCUCUCUCUCUGUGUCUCUCUCUCAACCUCUCUGUGUCUCUCUCUGUCUCAACCUCUUUGUGUGUCUCUCUCUCCCAACCUUUGUGUGUGUCUCUCUGUCUCUCUCUGUCUCUCUCAACCUGUGUGUGUCUCUCUGUCUCUCUCUCUCUCUCAACCUGUGUGUGUCUCUCGCUCUCUGUCUCUCUCUCCCAACCUCUUUGUGUGUCGCUCUCUGUCUCUCUCUCAACCACUGUCUCUCUCUCAACCUGUGUGUCUCUCGCUCUCUGUCUCUCUCUCUCAACCGCUGUCUCUCUCUCAACCUGUGUGUGUCUCUCACUCUCUGUCUCUCUCUCAACCGCUGUCUCUCUCUCUCUCAACCUCUUUGUGUGUCUCUCUCUGUCUCUCUCUCAACCUCUGUGUGUCUCUCUCUGUCUCUCUCAACCUCUGUGUGUGUCUCUCUCUCUGUCUCUCUCUCUCUGUGUCUCUCUCCCAACCUUUGUGUGUCUCUCUGUCUCUCUCUCUCUGUCUCUCUCCCAACCUUUGUGUGUCUCUCUGUCUCUCUCUCUGUCUCUCUCUCCACCUCUUUGUGUCUCUCUCUCUGUCUCAACCUCUUUGUGUGUCUCUCUCUCCCAACCUUUGUGUGUGUCUCUCUGUCUCUCUCAACCUCUUUGUGUCUCUCAACCUGUGUCUCUCUCUCAACCUGUCUCUUGCUCUCUGUCUCUCUCAACCUCUGUCUCUCUCUCUGUCUCAACCUCUUUGUGUGUCUCUCUCUCCCAACCUUUGUGUGUCUCUCUGUCUCUCUCUCUCUGUCUCUCUCAACCUCUUUGUGUCUCUCAACCUGUGUGUCUCUCUCUCAACCUGUGUGUCUCUUGCUCUCUGUCUCUCUCAACCUCUUUGUGUGUGUCUCUCUCUCUGUGUCUCUCUCUCUGUGUCUCUCUCAACCUCUGUGUGUGUCUCUCUCUCUCUGUCUCUCUCUCAACCUCUUUGUGUGUCUCUCUCUCUCAACCUCUUUGUGUGUGUCUCUCUCUCUGUCUCUCUCAACUUCUUUGUGUCUCUCAACCUCUGUGUCUCUCUCAAUCUGUCUGUGUGUCUCUCUCUCUCAUAUUCUGUCUGUGUGUGUCUCUCUGUGUCCCUCUCUCUCUCUCAACCUCUUUGUGUGUCUCUCUCGCUGUGUCUCUCUCUCUGUCUGUGUGUGUCUUUGUCUGUGUGUGUAAUGGGGAAUGGAGGAGUGGAGAUUGAGGAUGGUUUGGUGAUGUGUUUUUGAUUCUUAUUCAUUUUCAAUCCGGUAUAAUCAAAACCUCUUUGUGACACAUUAACAGAUCAAACGCCAACACCGUUAAGGACUUUGUUACUGACACUGAAACCUUACCACUAGAUAAACUGGCUUUACCAGUUCUCUGACUAGGAAGAAAGAGAGAACCCACGCGCGCACACACACAGUGUUCAGGUGACAAAGCAGCUUGCAAGGGUGUUGGUGAAGGUGGAACUGGCAAAAAAACCCUCAGUUUCUAAAAAAUUUCCACCUCAGAAGGAGAGUCUACAUGAAAGCAGGUCAUUAUGUCAGCUGAGAAUGAAGGGCUGACCCAUUGUAAGUUCAUCCUGGUGUUUGCUGUUGUUCUGGACCUCCUUGGGAUUACUAUAGUCCUGAUUGGAGUUUUUGUCCCACUGGAGGUUAGAGGUCAAGACUUCGGUGAUCUACUGGUCUACUCAGGCGUACUGUUGGUCCUCAUGUCCAUGGUUGGCUGGGUUAUGUGGUACAGUGGCAACAUCGAAGGCUUGAGGUUAGUGAAGGACCUUAGACAUAAACGGAGUGCUGUGGAUCGCCUGGCUCGCUCACUCAGCCGCCGCAUACGGAUAAACCGUCACACAGCAUAGACUGACCUUUCAAGACCUGAGACUUUUCUUCCUGGAGCGUCAGACUACCUUCAGUGCUCAAAUAUCCGAGAAUGAGUACAGGUAUAGUGGUGUGGUUAAUUAGUUACAACAGUUUACUGGCUAGUGGCUAUUCUUGCGUAUAUUAUUUAUAUAUUUAGUUGACAGCACCAGUAAGUCACAACUUGACAGCUUUGUUUAUUCAGAACUCAAUACAUAUUUCUGAAAAAUAUGAAGUUGAUCUAAUUUUAAUCUAAUAUUAAAUCUAUACCAUUGUACAACAUGAUUAAAACUGGCCUCAGAGACUUCAUAACAAGCACAGUCUCAUAGGUGACAAUAUUGUGAAUGUAAACGUGAAAACAAUUCUGGUUUAAUUCACUUUGUUUUCCUCUCUGUUAUAAUUUUACUAGUCCAUGGAUUAAAAAUAUAAUAAAUUAUGACAGCAUUUCUCCUCAUCUGUAUGCUGCCAGGACUAUCACUGCUCUUAUUCAAUUUUAUUUUUUAAAAUAAAAAUAAAAAAUAAAAAAAACACAAAAUGUUUUUGCUUUGUCUAAGUGCUUAGGUUACAUCAUUAUUUAACUGUAAUGUAUCUGCAUAUUAAAAAUUGCAUUAGAAUGUAAAUAAAGGCCUUUUUUGGA